Messenger RNA from Micropterus dolomieu (smallmouth bass), 3846 nucleotides. RefSeq names its product serine/threonine-protein kinase mTOR. The record is from RefSeq and is a predicted model, not a curated record. Lineage: Eukaryota; Metazoa; Chordata; Actinopteri; Centrarchiformes; Centrarchidae. Gene Ontology annotation, molecular function: protein-containing complex binding; protein serine/threonine kinase activity; protein binding. Gene Ontology annotation, biological process: TOR signaling; negative regulation of macroautophagy; protein phosphorylation. Bases 75 to 3338 code for a protein of 1087 amino acids. The transcript has 30 exons. Gene Ontology annotation, cellular component: TORC1 complex; TORC2 complex; nucleus.
AAAUCCAGGCCACCUGGUAUGAAAAGCUGCAUGAGUGGGAGGAUGCGCUGGUAGCAUAUGACAAGAAGAUUGACAUGAACAAAGAGGAUCCAGAGCUCAUCCUGGGAAGAAUGCGUUGCUUAGAGGCCCUGGGAGAAUGGGGCCAGCUGCACCAGCAGUGCUGUGAGGAAUGGACACUGGUGAGCGAGGAAACCCAGGCCAAAAUGGCUCGUAUGGCUGCUGCUGCUGCCUGGGGUCUAGGGCACUGGGACAGUAUGGAGGAGUACACCUGUAUGAUCCCAAGAGACACGCACGAUGGUGCUUUUUAUAGAGCAGUGCUAGCCCUGCAUCAGGAUCUCUUCUCAUUGGCCCAGCAGGCUUUCUACAAGAUUUUGGAGUGUGUCUCUGGGAAUCGUUGCCCAUUCAUCCAGAAGAGCAUUUCUGAGUGUAUUGACAAAGCAAGAGACCUCCUGGAUGCUGAGCUGACAGCCAUGGCUGGAGAAAGCUACAGUCGAGCCUAUGGGGCCAUGGUGUCUUGCCAGAUGCUGUCAGAGCUAGAGGAGGUGAUCCAGUACAAGCUGGUGCCAGAGAGGAGGGACAUCAUUAGAGAAACAUGGUGGGAGAGGCUUCAGGGUUGUCAGCGUAUCGUAGAGGACUGGCAAAGGAUCCUGAUGGUCAGAUCACUUGUCAUCAGCCCCCACGAAGACAUGAGGACUUGGCUGAAAUAUGCCAGCCUCUGUGGCAAGAGCGGACGCCUGGCACUAGCCCACAAGACUCUGGUGCUCCUUCUCGGUGUUGACCCCUCCAAGCAACUUGAUCACCCACUGCCCACAGCACACCCGCAUGUCACCUACGCUUAUAUGAAGUACAUGUGGAAGAGUGCCCGCAAGAUCGAUGCCUUUCAGCACAUGCAGCACUUUGUGCAAGGGAUGCAGCAACAAGCCCAGCACGCCAUUGCAGCUGAGGACCAACAGCAUAAGCUGGAGCUCCACAAACUGAUGGCCAGAUGUUUCUUAAAGCUGGGGGAGUGGCAGCUCAGUCUGCAAGGCAUCAAUGAGAGCACCAUCCCCAAGGUUCUGCAGUAUUAUAGCCAUUCCACUGAGCAUGACCGCAACUGGUACAAGGCCUGGCAUGCCUGGGCGGUGAUGAAUUUUGAGGCGGUGUUGCAUUACAAACACCAGAACCAAGGGCGUGAGGAGAAGAAGAAGCUGCGACACGCCAGUGGUGCCAGUGCCAAUAGUGAAGCUAGCAACAGCGACAGCGAGGUUGACAGCACUGACCACAGUCCUGUGCCCUCACCUGGGCAGAAAAAGUACAAUGAGGACCUCUCGAAGACGUUGCUCCUGUACACAGUUCCUGCUGUUCAAGGUUUCUUCCGCUCCAUUUCCCUGUCCAGAGGCAAUAACCUGCAGGACACACUCAGGGUUCUGACUCUGUGGUUUGACUAUGGUCAUUGGCCUGAAGUCAACGAAGCCCUGGUGGAGGGCAUCAAGACCAUUCAAAUCGACACCUGGCUACAGGUAAUCCCUCAACUCAUAGCUCGAAUUGACACUCCACGUGCCCUGGUGGGUCGCCUCAUCCACCAGCUGCUAACAGACAUUGGACGGUAUCAUCCCCAAGCUUUAAUCUACCCACUGACUGUGGCCUCCAAGUCCACCACCACAGCCCGCCACAAUGCUGCUAACAAGAUCCUGAAGAACAUGUGUGAACACUGCAACACUCUGGUUCAGCAGGCCAUCAUGGUGAGUGAGGAGCUUAUCCGAGUGGCCAUCUUGUGGCACGAGAUGUGGCACGAGGGCCUUGAAGAGGCGUCACGUCUUUACUUUGGUGAGCGCAACGUCAAGGGUAUGUUUGCUGUGCUUGAGCCUCUACAUGCCAUGAUGGAGAGGGGACCACAGACCCUCAAAGAGACCUCUUUUAACCAGGCUUACGGCAGGGACUUGAUGGAGGCUCAGGACUGGUGUAGAAAGUACAUGCGCUCUGGAAAUGUAAAGGACCUGACCCAGGCCUGGGACCUCUACUACCAUGUAUUCAGACGCAUCUCCAAACAGCUGCCACAGCUGACCUCCCUGGAGCUACAAUAUGUCUCUCCAAAGCUGCUGAUGUGCCGGGACCUGGAGCUUGCUGUACCAGGCACUUAUGACCCCAACCAGCCUAUCAUCCGCAUCCAGUCCAUCGCUCCCUCCCUGCAGGUCAUCACCUCCAAGCAGCGCCCACGCAAACUCACUAUCAUGGGCAGUAAUGGCCACGAGUUCAUGUUCCUGUUGAAGGGCCAUGAGGACCUGAGGCAGGAUGAGAGAGUCAUGCAGCUGUUCGGUCUGGUCAACACACUGCUGGCUAACGACCCUGCGUCCUUGCGCAAGAAUCUCAGCAUUCAGCGCUACGCCGUGAUCCCCCUGUCCACCAACUCAGGCCUGAUUGGCUGGGUGCCCCACUGUGACACCCUACACGCCCUCAUCAGAGACUACAGGGAGAAGAAAAAAAUUUUGCUCAACAUUGAACAUCGCAUCAUGCUCAGGAUGGCUCCAGACUACGACCACCUGACACUGAUGGAGAAGGUGGAGGUGUUUGAGCACGCCGUCAACAACACGGCCGGAGACGACCUUGCCAAGCUCUUGUGGCUCAAGAGCCCCAGCUCUGAGGUUUGGUUCGACAGGAGGACCAAUUACACCCGCUCUCUGGCUGUGAUGUCCAUGGUGGGCUACAUCCUGGGACUGGGUGACAGGCAUCCAUCCAAUUUGAUGUUGGACCGGUUAAGUGGCAAGAUCCUCCACAUUGACUUUGGAGACUGCUUUGAGGUCGCCAUGACCCGAGAGAAGUUCCCUGAAAAGAUCCCGUUCAGACUGACGAGGAUGCUAACCAACGCUAUGGAGGUGACAGGCUUGGACGGUAACUACCGGAUCACCUGCCACACAGUGAUGGAGGUGCUGAGGGAGCACCGGGACAGCGUCAUGGCUGUGCUGGAGGCCUUCGUCUAUGACCCACUGCUCAACUGGAGGCUCAUGGACACAAACACCAAAGGCACCAAGCGUUCCCGCACCAGGACCGACUCAUACACUGCAGGACAGUCAGUGGAGGCGCUUGAGGGAAUAGACCUUGGAGAGACCACACACAAGAAACCAGGGACCACAGUGCCUGAAUCCAUUCACUCCUUUAUUGGAGACGGCUUGGUACAACCUGAGGCACUCAACAAGAAAGCCAUUCAGAUUAUCAACAGAGUGAGAGACAAACUUACAGGUCGAGACUUUUCUCAUGAUGAGACACUGGAUGUGCCAACACAAGUGGAGCUCCUCAUCAAGCAAGCCACAUCACAUGAAAACCUGUGCCAGUGCUACAUUGGAUGGUGUCCAUUUUGGUGAAGAACUGUCUUCGGCAGCCAAGGCUACACAUGACACUGGUAAACCAAGAAGAAACACUUGACUCAAAUAUCCUCUGAAAAUGUUAUUUAAGCCACAGUGGAGAGCCUUUGAGAAAGAUUUUUUGUUAUUGUUGUAGAACGACUAAGUUUAUGACAAGGUAUCUCAAGAGCUCAGUCUGAUGAUGAUGAUUUAACUCAAAAUGUUGUCAUUGCUUCAAAUGACUUUCCUUGCUUUUAACACAUUACUUGCUAAAAGCUUUCUACAGUGGCCAUAUUGUAAUAAUUUAUGACAUUUCUUACUUUACACAAUGUAUGCUUCUUAGAAACCCACCAGUCCGUUGUAUAAUUGUGGAAUAAUGUGAGCAUUUUCAAUAACAUGGACUCCCUUUUACUAACUUAAACAUUCUUUAAAGUUUAAUUCAUGACAAGAUGUGCGUAAAAUUGGAUUUGCGAUGAUCAUAAUGUACUGUAUGGGCAUCUGUGUGCCAUUAAACCUUGUACAGAUACAA